Messenger RNA from Penicillium brevicompactum, 2670 nucleotides. RefSeq names its product PA and RING finger domain protein. The coding region runs from base 1 to 2670 and encodes 889 amino acids. NCBI's taxonomy places the organism in Eukaryota, Fungi, Ascomycota, Eurotiomycetes, Eurotiales, Aspergillaceae. The transcript has 2 exons. The record is from RefSeq and is a predicted model, not a curated record.
AUGCGACCGCCACGACUCCUCAUCGUCCUCUUCUGCCUUAUCUUCUUUCCGAUCCUCCUCACCAUCUUAUCCGCGCUCACAUCCUCUGAUGUAGCAACCCCCAAUACGCUCGCUGGUCGAGCGACUGGGCUGCGUGCGCUAUUUGCUUUCAGUAUACCAUCGUCGCUCUUCCCGCCGUCGGCCGUUAUCAGCCUUACCGACGACAACUCAACUUUCUUCCUUGCUCGGCCUGCAGCAUUCGGUCCGCUUCUGCCAGCGAAAGGUCUCAGUGGACAGUUAUGGGUAGGCAGUGGCUUCGGUGAAGGUGGCCUAGCUGCCGGUGUGGAAGGGGAGCUAGGUUGCUCCGAUAUACCUGGUUGGGGUGAGGGCACCAAUCAAAAGAAACAAGAAAAAACCGCGAGGGGCGUGGAACAGAGUUCCGGAAUUUCCGGAGGUAAUACACUCAAUGACCCGUCGCAAAACCGCCCGCGGUCUGUGUCGCAGGCCGAUACUACACCGCCGAACGAUAGAGAUGAUACGAUACCCCCACUAUUGACGAACGAUGGCACCGAUGAUCAUCUGCAUCACCCGCUCCCCGAAUCGGGGAAUUCAAACCCUAGCAUGGGCCAAAAAUUUGGGGAAUACGUUCAAACCAAGCCAUCCGCGCAUGCCGACAUCCAAUCUUUACAGGAGACCGCAGAGAUCCAGGGCAAGGUGGUGCUCUUGAGUCGCGGUGGCUGCGGAUUUUUGGAAAAAGUCAAGUGGGCUCAACGGCGUGGAGGAGUUGGGUUGAUUGUUGGUGACGACACCCGAGGUGGAAACCUGGUCACCAUGUACGCACGAGGCGACACGUCCAAUGUGUCAAUUCCAGCACUGUUCACCUCUCACACUACCGCACACCUUCUGUCAUCACUGAUGCCUGGACAUACUGGAAGCUCAGCCAACUUGGGAGAUGUACUGGGAUCAUCUCAGGUGAAAGUGGCAGGUCAGAUUGACGUCGACAAAGAGCGAGACGCCACUAGCACGGCAGCAUCGGCUACUCAAAGUCCGACGGCGAGCGGCCAUUUGGCUAACAAAGAAAAACCUGUAGCUGCACCUCAUACCCACCGUGGAUUCUGGCAUGCCAUUGGUUCAUUAUUUGGACUGUGCGACAAAACCCGAGGCUCGAGUCAUUUGGAGGACAGCCGGCGCCCACCUAGCAGUGGAAAUAUUGACUGGAUCAACCUUGGCUCGUGGGAAGAUAAAGACCCUUCAUCGAAUGCCUGGAAAAGAUCGGCUGAAACCAAUCGCCGCGGUCGUGGCAAGGUUGACGCGACCUUUGACAGCCACCGGGCCGACAUGUCUCCUGAUAGCUUCGACGAGGAUGAGUUUGUUAUUGGAGUUCAGGACUGGAGAGACCCAGACCUGAUGCCCGCCAAAAGCAGCACUCCAACACCCAGCACCUCGGUGACGGGUAAGGAUUCCUCAAAGACUGCUGCCGCAGAUAAAGAAUCUGCCUCCUCGGCCAAUGCUUUGCAAGGGGGUAGUAUCACGCCCGGAAGUGGAGAAUAUCAGAGCGUUGAAAAAUCCAAUGCCAGCCCCCAUGACAAGAGUGCCAAGGGACUUGACAAGCAAUCCGAUGCGGCUCGUGGGAAGGCCAAGUCUUCCAACAAAAGUUGGCUUUUGGGAUCUUUUAGCUGGGGUGAGGAAACGCAGGAGUCACAGCCUUCUUCGGCACCGUCGCCUCAGAAGAACAUAGCUGCAGACCGGAAGGCACAGAAUAACAGCCCCUAUACGUCAAGCCGACCAAACACAGUGCCUUCCGAGCAUGAAGGACUCUGGGUCACAAUGACACCUACCAGCAUGUCGACCAGCCCGUUCUUUGAUACUCUCCUAGUCCUGGUUGUCAGCCCACUGCUUACACUAACGGUUGUGUACGCUCUGCUACUGCUCCGAUCCCGAAUCAGACGUCGCCGAUGGCGCGCACCAAAGUCGGUCAUUGAGCGUCUUCCUGUCAGGACCUAUCACACUAUCGCCAUUUCCUCCUCUUCUUCGUCCUCUAACUCCACGCGACCUCCUAGCCCUGGUCCCGUGUCGCCGACUUCCCCACUUCUCGGCAACGAGAUUCGAUCAACCGAUGCCCGCGCAAUCAGAACACGCUCACAGACUGUUUCUGGCACUGGGCUCACUUCUCCACCCCUACCCAAGGAAGAGAAGUGCAGUCUGCAGACUGGAUCUACCCUGUGGCGGCGCAAAUAUACAGGAAGACAGGUGGAGUGCGUUGUAUGUCUUGAGGAAUACAUCGAUGGCGAAAGCCGGGUCAUGAGCCUGCCAUGUGGCCAUGAGUUCCAUGCGGAAUGCAUUACCCCAUGGCUGACUACUCGCCGUCGUACCUGUCCUAUCUGCAAAGGCGAUGUUGUGCGUUCCAUGACUCAUGUCCAGUCCGGUGGCUCUGGAAGCCACCACCACGCACACAGCAGCGACGAUAUACAGACCCAAGAGGUCAUCUCGCGAGCCGGUGCUUCCUCGGCCCCAGUCCUCAUUGAAGGCGCCAAUGAGGAAUCUUCCGAUACUGAACAGACCGCGGGCCUACUCAAUGACCACCCUAGCUCUGCACCACAGUCAAGCUGGAGAAACUUAGCUACACUCAGCUUCUCGGCUCUCAGCGGCGACACCAUCUGGCACCAAGCCCGUGCGGAUCGUAAUCGCUAA